AUGGGACAUACAAAGUCGGUCUUUUGGAGCACUUUGGAGCAUUUGGGACGUGAGGAGCAAGGAAGGACUUGGUGCAUGGACGCAGCUCAACCAGACACGCAUAGGACGAAGGAGGAAGUCAUCUUGAAGUCAGCUCGACCACCUACUCGACCGGCCAAGCUACAAAUCGAUCGAGCUGAGGAGUCAAAGUCAAACCCGAAAAAUGUUGCUUCCCCUUUGACUCCCCUUUGA
Molecule: messenger RNA, 231 nt
Organism: Microthlaspi erraticum
Lineage: Eukaryota; Viridiplantae; Streptophyta; Magnoliopsida; Brassicales; Brassicaceae
Source: the annotation of a GenBank genome assembly